Molecule: messenger RNA, 1702 nt
Organism: Diospyros lotus (date-plum)
Lineage: Eukaryota; Viridiplantae; Streptophyta; Magnoliopsida; Ericales; Ebenaceae
Product: guanine nucleotide-binding protein subunit beta-2
Exons: 6
Coding region: 263-1396 (377 amino acids)
Biological process (GO): G protein-coupled receptor signaling pathway
Cellular component (GO): cytoplasm; heterotrimeric G-protein complex
Molecular function (GO): protein binding; signaling receptor complex adaptor activity
Source: RefSeq, a predicted model, not a curated record
ACGUCACCCACCCCACCCCAUCUGGAUCUCUCUCUCUCUCUACAAUCUGUACUUCGUCCCUGUUCGAUAUUCCAAUUAUCUAACCCUAAUCACACAGCCUUUCUCUGAGCUGAAAUUCAAUUUGUUCCUCGGUUUCAUGCGUGUGUAUGUAUCUGUAUUCAGUGCCGGAGCACGGGCUAGGGCUCAAACCGAGCUGAUCGCCGACAUCUGAUGGCCGCCCGUCUUUAGCAGGUUUUUUAUUUAUUUUUAUUUUUUUUCGAGGAUGUCCGUAGCAGAGCUGAAGGAUCGGCACGCGGCCGCCACCGAGACUGUCAAUGCUCUCAGAGAGCGUUUGAAGCAGAAGCGUCUUCUUCUUCUCGACACUGAUGUGGCGGGGUAUGCGAGGUCACAAGGUAAGACUCCGGUCAGCUUCGGCCCCACGGAUCUUGUUUGCUGUAGGACACUGCAGGGACACACGGGGAAGGUUUAUUCAUUAGACUGGACUCUUGAAAAGAAUCGUAUUGUCAGUGCCUCUCAGGAUGGGAGGCUAAUAGUGUGGAAUGCUCUAACAAGCCAGAAAACUCAUGCUAUAAAGUUACCUUGUGCAUGGGUCAUGACAUGUGCUUUCUCUCCAACUGGGCAAUCUGUUGCCUGUGGUGGCCUUGAUAGUGUCUGCUCCAUCUUCAACCUCAACUCUCCUACUGAUAAGGAUGGGAAUCUACCUGUAUCAAGAAUGCUUAGUGGGCACAAGGGUUAUGUUUCUUGUUGUCAGUAUGUUCCAGAUGAAGAUACUCAUCUGAUAACAAGUUCUGGUGAUCAUACAUGUGUUUUAUGGGAUAUAACUACGGGCCUGAGAACGUCUGUUUUUGGAGGUGAAUUUCAAUCAGGCCAUACUGCUGAUGUGCUAAGUGUCUCUAUAUGUGGUUCAAGCUCAAGAAUGUUCGUGUCUGGUUCUUGUGAUGCAACUGCUCGAUUAUGGGACACUCGUGUUGCUAGUCGAGCAGUGAGGACUUUUCAUGGUCAUGAGGGUGAUGUUAAUACUGUGAAGUUCUUCCCAGAUGGCAAUAGAUUUGGAACUGGUUCAGAUGAUGGAACUUGCAGGUUGUUUGACAUUAGGACAGGGCAUCAGCUCCAAGUAUACUGUCAGCAGCAUGAUGAUAAUGAAAUUCCUCCUGUGACUUCACUUGCUUUCUCCAUAUCUGGCCGGCUUCUCUUUGCUGGGUACACCAAUGGAGAUUGCUAUGUAUGGGAUACUUUACUUGCUAAGGUGGUUUUGAACUUGGGGACUCUUCAGAACUCACACGAAGGUCGGAUCAGCUGUUUAGGUUUGUCAGCUGAUGGAAGUGCCUUGUGUACAGGAAGUUGGGAUACAAAUCUUAAGAUUUGGGCUUUUGGUGGGCAUAGAAGGGUGGCCUGAAGGUGAAGAGUUGGCGAAGUUGUCUUAGCAAUUAACAUGAGAAGCCCAUGGUUGUUGUCUUCUUUACCAUUUUUCAGUAAUUGCUUUCUUAUCUUCCAUUUGUAAAAACCCUUUGUAUCUCGUCAAUUUACUCCCUUCUGAAACCAUAAUCAUAUACUGUUUGUUCUUGAAAUACAAUUUAGGGUAGGGUAAUAGUCUUUGACAAGUUUGAUAGGACAACAAACUUGUUCUUUUUUAUUUUUAUUUUUUUGUUCUUUUUCUUUUCCCCCUGAGCUACAUGUUCUUUUCAUUUGCCCUUUUCUUCUU